This is a messenger RNA of Sinocyclocheilus anshuiensis, 2115 nucleotides long. Its product is annotated as tetraspanin-31-like. The coding region runs from base 88 to 732 and encodes 214 amino acids. The transcript has 6 exons. Gene Ontology annotation, cellular component: membrane. The record is from RefSeq and is a predicted model, not a curated record. Lineage: Eukaryota; Metazoa; Chordata; Actinopteri; Cypriniformes; Cyprinidae.
UUUCAAGUCCUUUUCUAGCUAACUACAUUCUCUCCAACUACAUGGUCAUAUGGAGACCAUGCCCAGCUAGCGUUUGGUUAACAUGUUAUGGUUAGCCACUGCUGGAGUUCUAACUACACCAUCUGGAAACAAAGAGCAUCUUUUGAUAUUUGCAGUCUGGUGGGUCUCCUGUUGAUUGUCGUAGCAGCAUGGGGGAAAGGCUUUGGCAUUGUCUCCAGCAUCCACAUCAUUGGUGGUGUGAUUGCCGUGGGCUUCUUUCUGCUGCUGAUCGCCAUUGUGGGACUCAUUGGAGCCGUCCAUCAUCACCAAGUCAUGCUUUUCUUUUACAUGGUCAUUCUCUUCAUUGUGUUCCUCUUCCAGUUUGGAGUUUCCUGUUCUUGCCUGGCCAUGAACCAGGGUCAACAGGAGAAGCUGCUGAAUUCAUCCUGGGGAAUGAUGAAUAACGACACAAGAAACAGCAUUGAGAAGAAGCUGGACUGCUGUGGCUUGUUCAACAAUACACAGAACCUGGGAGUGUUUAUGUCUGACUUGCACCUCUGUGAUGCUCCAUGUCUAAAAAAGAGCCCCUGCCUCACCUGUGGUGAAAAGAUGCUCCAACAUUCAUCAGAAGCUCUGAAGAUCCUUGGAGGGGUCGGCCUCUUUUUCAGCUUUACAGAGAUCUUAGGAGUUUGGCUGGCCAUGCGCUACAGGAACCAAAAGGACCCGAGGGCGAACCCCAGUGCUUUCUUAUAGUCCCUCAGACCGUCUGUCCUAAACUAUGUUUAGACUAGUCCAGCUAUUCCAGUUCCCUUUUGCACAGGUAGAGUGGAGCGCACCAAGAGACAAUUAAAGCAUUAAACGCAGAACACAACCACUGAUCCCCACAACAAACUCACAUCAGCACACCCGGUUCAGAACACACUAGAUAACGCACCGCACAUACAAACACAUCUAUUUUGAAGACCCAUUUUCCACACAAGGUCUGCAGAGGGCUAAUUUAAAUCAGCAGGAGGAGGUAUCAUGUAUGAUAGGAUGCUCGUUCUGACACUUCCCCCAUCCUUGAUGUGAAAAACUCUUCCUGUUUUCUGUAUGCAAAACGAAAAUCUGCAAUGUAAAGCCAUCGGUGUCUGCAUGUUCAUAGCCUCAGUUUCUUGUGACAUGGUCAGCUCACUUAUGUACACAUAUUAACUAGGUAUAUAGUGCCGAAAUGGUCCCUGUAGUUUGAGUGUAACGGAAAGUUAACCCACAUAAACUGUAUUAAUGUUUAGUAUCAGUUAGUCAGGGUGAAAUUCUGUCAUGUAUCUCCCAGGAAAACCGCAUCCAUGUCCGCUUUGAAUCAGUGCAGACCUGAAAAUCACCUGUGUUUUGUGCAAUGCUUUAAGAAGUCCGUCUCGAUGAGGUGACCAGUCCAGCCUAUGGGAUAUUAGUUUAGGAAUUAGACAUAGAACGUGAAUAUUUAAAAAACACUUGUGUAACUGUGUGUAACUGAGCCAUGUGAUUGGGAGGAUUUCCCCUGCCGAUGGACUGCAGCCCUCCUGUUGUACAUGGUCUUUACCGUGACAGCGGUCGGCGUUCACCAAUUUACAGAUUCUUUUCCAUUCUUAUUUAAACUCUCGCUAUUCUCACUGGACUUUUUAAGUUCUUCAUUUCCUUUGAAGCUUAGUAUUACUCAUGGAUAUAGUGUUUUAAUAUCUUAUGCAUUGAUUUGUGGAUGAUUGUUGAAAUAAUUUCGGCGUGCCAUUUGCUCAGUUAGCUGUCAGCUUGGUUUAAGCCACAUACUCGUGCACUAACUUGCAGUUUUUAUUAUUUGCAAUCAUGUAUCGCUCCUUUCCAGCUAUUUUUAAAAAGUACUAAUGGCAUCAGGUCCAUAAUUUUAGCACUGAAUAAUGUGCCAUUUCAGUUAAAACCUUCUUAUUUUUUUGUUUUGCCAGAUCUCUCUCUUUUUUUUGUUGUUGCACUUAUAAUUUUUUUCUUGUUUUGUGCGAAUAGUGUUAAGUUGCCAUGUGUGCAUUUUUUGCAAUGUUGAACAUUGUUAUUGUAGUAGAUAGAUCAUUUGUAAUGACUUUUGUGCACAUGCAUAUGUUAAUUCCAUAUGUCCAGUAUGUUCUUGUGUUAAUUUGCUUACUCAUAUUAAUA